AAUGGCUGGGAAGAUUUUCCAUGAUGGUUCAAUGUUGAACAACCCCGUGGCUGGCUUGAUGAUUGGCGUGCUGGUGACAGUCCUGGUCCAGAGUUCCAGCACAUCUACGUCCAUCGUUGUCAGCCUGGUAUCCUCUUCAUUGUUGACAGUAAAGGCAGCCAUUCCCAUUAUCAUGGGAGCCAAUAUUGGGACUUCAGUGACCAAUACUAUCGUGGCCCUCAUGCAGGCCGGAGACAGAAAUGAGUUCCGAAGGGCUUUUGCUGGAGCGACUGUCCAUGACUUCUUUAACUGGUUGUCAGUGCUGGUGUUGCUGCCCAUGGAGGUGAUCACAGGCUACCUCUACCAUCUCACCGAUGCCAUCGUGAAAACCUUUAAUAUCAAGAGUGGGGAAAAUGCCCCUGACCUCCUGAAAGUCAUCACCAAUCCCUUCACGAAACUCAUUGUCCAGCUGGAUAAAAAAGUCAUAAAUGAAAUUGCUACAGGAAAUGAGGCAGCCCAAAACAGGAGCUUGAUAAAGACUUGGUGUAAAACAUUAAAAUAUGUGACGUUAAGCAACGUUACCGUUCCUUCACCAGAAAAUUGUACCUCUCCCAGCUUCUGCUGGACAAAUGGGAACACCACCUGGACCCUCAUGAACAUAACAUAUAAACAGAACAUUGCAAAGUGCAAACAUGCAUUUGUGAAUGUCAAUCUCUCCGAUCCGAGCAUUGGACUCAUUCUUCUGGCCCUGUCCUUGCUGGUCCUGUGCACCUGUUUGAUCCUGAUUGUCAAAGUCCUGAACUCUAUGCUCAAGGGACAAAUUGCUACAGUGAUUAAGAAGACCAUCAAUACAGAUUUUCCUUUUCCUUUUGCCUGGCUGACGGGCUACCUCGCCAUUCUUGUUGGAGCUGGGAUUACAUUUCUCGUGCAGAGCAGCUCUGUGUUCACGUCUGCCAUCACUCCUCUGGUUGGCAUCGGAGUGAUCGGCCUGGAGAGAGCGUACCCCCUGACUCUGGGCUCCAACAUCGGCACCACCACCACGGCCAUCCUGGCUGCGCUGGCCAGUCCUGGAAGCACUUUACAGAAUUCCCUCCAGAUUGCCCUGUGCCAUUUCUUCUUCAACUUGUCUGGAGUUCUUCUGUGGUACCCAGUCCCGGUCACGCGCCUGCCGAUCCGUUUUGCCAGGGGCCUGGGGAAUACCACGGCCACCUACCGUUGGUUCGCCGUCUUCUACCUGAUCAUCUGCUUUUUCCUAGCCCCAGGGACAGUGCUUGGGCUUUCCCUGGCAGGUUGGACUGUGCUGGUGGGUGUAGGGGCCCCAUUAUUUCUGUUGCUGGUGAUCCUGGUGAUUUGUGUCCUCCAAGCCCGCUGCCCUCAAGUUCUCCCUGACACGCUGAAAACCUGGGACUUCUUGCCCUUGUGGAUGCGCUCCCUUAAGCCCUGGGAUGGGCUGGUGUCCCUCUUGACAUGCAGCUGCUGCCGGUCCAACUGGUCCCAGAAGUUCAGCUGCUGCUGCUGGUCAGCCUGCAGCAUGAUCAGAUGCUGCAAGAGAUGCAGGAAACGUACAGAAAUGGAUAAAGAUCAGGAAAAGGCAAAUAAAAUCCCCCUCCGAGGUCUUGAGGGACAUCUAUAUAAUUUUUCCUAUACAGAUGUAUAGUCAACAAAUUGUAUAGUUUUUCAUAAGCUGGAUAGUAAAUAAUCUGUAUAUCUUGAUAAAUCUGUAGUCAAUGUAACCAAGAACAUCUGUAUCUGUAUUAUAUAUUGUAAAUUUUUCAUGUUUACAGUAAUUUUAUUAAAAAAAUUUCAGCAAUCACUACCAUUCAUUCUUUUUGCUUAGUAGAAUCUGCCACAUAGGAAAUGUCCUUAGACAACUCCUUUUUUCUUUUUUGUUUACAUGUAUAAUACUUCCAAAUAUAUUUCUGUAUUUGUAACAUUGCACAGUAAAAAAUCAGACACAGAAAAACAUUAAAAAAAAAAGGUAAAGCGAUAAACAAAAAUGUGGAAAUACUAUGCUUCAAUCCACAUUCCAUGUCCAUGGUUGUUUGUCUAGAUAUGGAUGACAUUUAUUUAAUUUUUUUAGGUGUUCUUGUAAUUGAAAUAUUUUGAAUAAAUACGUUUUUCUAGAAAAUUUUUUUCAACAAUAUGAGAAACAUCUGUUGUAGGAUAGAAUAAAAAUGUGUUCUGUUUUAUUAAUCAUCUUUAUUGAUGAAAUUGUAUCAUACAUAUUCUAAAUAUAUAUUUCAAGCUUCUGGAUUGGAAAAUAGCUCUCAUUUUUGGUGUUCUCACCUCCCUGAGAUGUCAGGGACUGCAUGAUUACCUAUGUUCAAAAACAAAAAGGGGGAGAUGUAGAGAGCCAGAACUUUGGAGUUCACUCAAAGGAACUCAAUGUAAUUGAUAAGACAAUGGAUAUCUAGUUUACAUGUACUUAGUAUAGUUCUUCAAGUUGACACCUUGUUGUAGGAUUAAAUCGUACUGAGCCUUAAAUGUGUUUCUCAGAAGUUCCUGUCUUUUGCAUCAGCUCUUUUCUCAGACCAAAAAAAUUGGAAACUUAGUGGAUGCCCAUCUAUAUACAAUAUA
Molecule: messenger RNA, 2556 nt
Organism: Sarcophilus harrisii (Tasmanian devil)
Lineage: Eukaryota; Metazoa; Chordata; Mammalia; Dasyuromorphia; Dasyuridae
Product: sodium-dependent phosphate transport protein 2B
Biological process (GO): sodium-dependent phosphate transport; intracellular phosphate ion homeostasis
Cellular component (GO): apical plasma membrane; vesicle; brush border
Molecular function (GO): sodium:phosphate symporter activity
Source: RefSeq, a predicted model, not a curated record